AACACCUCAACCAAUCAGAGUCCUGGAAUCAGAAACACUUCCUGUUUCUAGACAGUCCUUGGAAAAACAAACAAAUCAAAUGCGUUUUGAUGGCAAUGACACGAUAGCUAAAUCAUGUGUGUACUAAAUUGUUCUAGGCAAUUUCUCUCUCAGAUACUUUCACAGAAUGUUAUUCGAGGGUAUACUGGUGUCGUUAGAGGUGCGUGUUUAAUUUCAAAAGCGCGACGCAGCACAACAUUUUUGUAUCGACGUAACACAUGUCUUGCCUCUCAACAAUUGCAUCCAUAUCUCUCUGCAUUUUACAACGGUAUUAGACGAUAUUACGCCGAUUUACAUAAUGAAGAGAAUGUUUUAAAAUUGGACAGCCCUGGCAAGCUUCUGGCACAACAAGAUGAAUAUGAGAUGCAGAGUGACUCAAGCAAAAGAAACCCGCAGGAGGACUUUAACAUCGACGUGUUGGUGUCCCUGCUCCGCCAGGAGAAUGCAGCAGACAUCUGUGUCAUCAAGGUGCCUGAGGACAUCAAGUACACAGACUACUUCAUCGUUGUCAGCGGUUCCUCCUCAAGACACCUCCGUGCCAUGGCCCUCUACGCCAUUAAAGUGUACAAAUAUAUGAAGAAAGAUGGGGACCCACAUGCCAAGAUUGAGGGAAAGGAUGCAGAAGACUGGAUGUGCAUUGACUUUGGAAGGAUGGUGGUCCACUUCAUGCUACCAGAGACCAGAGAGGUGUAUGAACUGGAGAAGCUGUGGACACUGCGUUCUCUUGAUGAACAGUUGAGCUCCAUCCCUGUUGAGACGCUCCCAGAGGACUUCAUAUAUGGAGCCGAUGUCAAUGUCACCAAGUGACUCAACAAUUAAAGAACUGUUGAGACUGGAGUGUUAUUUAUUGAAAAGAAGAGACACUGAGUCUGCUUCUUAAAUGGCACCCUAUUCCCUUUAUAGUGCACUACUUUUGACCAGACCUAUUCCCUUUAUAGUGCACUACUUUUGACCGGAGUCUUAUGGGCCCUGUAGGGAAAAGCAGCGUACCAUUUGGGGCUCAUUCCAAAUGUUGAAAACUGCAGUUACUGGUUGAAUUCAGCCUGUUAUUUGAAGUUAUCCUCUAAGCUUUGAUCUUUGUUACCAUUAUAAACCAGUCUGCUAUGCAGACUAGAUGACACAAGAAGUGUCUUACAAUCAUGGUUGUUAAUGUUUGCACUGGAAUGUAGCUAGGGGUUUAGGGUUUUUGUGUGUGUUAAGAUGUAUUGAUGCAAAUGGGGAGGGGGAUUCAGUGGCAAUGGUGGUUUGGGCAUUUCAUCAGAAGACUGAAUUUUAUUAAAGAAUUAAUAUAAAAAAUA
Salvelinus fontinalis (brook trout) is the source of this 1337-nucleotide messenger RNA. RefSeq names its product mitochondrial assembly of ribosomal large subunit 1 (gene malsu1). Gene Ontology annotation, cellular component: mitochondrion. Gene Ontology annotation, biological process: negative regulation of ribosome biogenesis; negative regulation of translation. The transcript has 4 exons. The coding region runs from base 115 to 846 and encodes 243 amino acids. The record is from RefSeq and is a predicted model, not a curated record. NCBI's taxonomy places the organism in Eukaryota, Metazoa, Chordata, Actinopteri, Salmoniformes, Salmonidae. Gene Ontology annotation, molecular function: ribosomal large subunit binding.